Pseudozyma hubeiensis SY62 is the source of this 237-nucleotide messenger RNA. RefSeq lists its product as hypothetical. The transcript has 2 exons. NCBI's taxonomy places the organism in Eukaryota, Fungi, Basidiomycota, Ustilaginomycetes, Ustilaginales, Ustilaginaceae. Bases 1 to 237 code for a protein of 78 amino acids. The record is from RefSeq and is a predicted model, not a curated record.
AUGCGGAGCCGCAAAAUGGCGUAUGCGAUGCGCAGCAGUAAGGACGGUUUCAAGAUAGGCGCUCUUGCUGUGGUGCAUCGACUUCAUUUCGACGCUGAAGGCCCGUCGGGUGAAUUCUUUGGAACUGUGGAACGCUCCUUGCUUUCCGGCUGGGGGCUGUGGAAGCUCGGAUUCCGAGGGCACGAGGUCCUGUGUCCUGGUGCGGCGGUGGAGACCCUUAAUGGAGCUCCAGGGUAG